This is a messenger RNA of Varanus komodoensis (Komodo dragon), 7431 nucleotides long. It is a transcript of the gene PFKFB2, whose product is annotated as 6-phosphofructo-2-kinase/fructose-2,6-biphosphatase 2. Gene Ontology annotation, biological process: fructose metabolic process; fructose 2,6-bisphosphate metabolic process. NCBI's taxonomy places the organism in Eukaryota, Metazoa, Chordata, Lepidosauria, Squamata, Varanidae. Bases 1293 to 2837 code for a protein of 514 amino acids. Gene Ontology annotation, cellular component: cytosol. The record is from RefSeq and is a predicted model, not a curated record. The transcript has 16 exons. Gene Ontology annotation, molecular function: 6-phosphofructo-2-kinase activity; ATP binding; fructose-2,6-bisphosphate 2-phosphatase activity.
UCGUUUUCUGAGCUGCUGUUUGAGUUCCAUUUCUCCAAGCUUUCUACUGCAGUGACUUGUUUAUUUGUAGAAUCUUGUUCCAUCCUUGGAGAAUUAAAGGCAAGCUACUAGAUUCUACAUAGGAGACGUAUUAAACAGAACCAGACUCAGGACUCAGCCACUGGAGAAUGAAAUUUGAGCUCCAAAAUAGUAUGGGAAAGUAGCUACAUAACUUUUUAUAUUUAGGCUGUUUUUCUGUGGAAGGCAUUGUCCCAUCCACAAUUUUUUAAAAAAUGGUUAUGCACUGUACAGAUGUGUGUAGACUUUCCCUCCACAGUUGAAAAACUGAUUAGAAAAGUAGCUUGAAAAGGCUAGCUCUGAGCGUAAACAAAGUGGAUGGAGGGGGGAUGUUAAGCAGCUACUUCCUCUCCCCUUUCUCCUCACCCUUAUAUUGUACAGCACUUGGACUGGAUCAGGUCCACUAGCAACAAGAGCAUUUUACACUCCCCAGAAAUGCUCUGUCUUCUUGGGAACAUUUUGUUUUUAUUUUUUCUCUUCUUUAGUACUUUGGAGGCUGAAAGUAGAAACGGGCACAUAGCAUUAUUGAAAAGGAAUAGCUAUGUUGCUAUUUCCACUUGUGAGAUGGAUAGUAUGCUUUAGGGUUGGAUGAAAGGCCUGACUUUCAUGGACAGAAACAUUCAUGCAUUUCUUUUUAGCAGGAUCCCCCUCCUGUUCCCCACAUUGUAACUCAUCCCAUUUAUCAGAGUCCUCCUAGCUAAAUUCUGUGUAACAUCUUCAGAGGGCAGGAUGGACUGCUAUAGAGAGAAGUAUGCUUCCACCAACCAGGUGCAUGUACCUAAAUAUGGGUCCAUCCCAUUGCCUUUGUUUUGGGCUGGCAGGAUUGUCAGACUGAGACUAAAAGCAAUUAAGUGAUUGUAUGAAUAAGCCCUUAGAACUGUUCUUUCAUUCAGAUGGACCAUGGCUUAUCUUCACUGGUCUACUUAUUUUUGAUGGUGGGCACAGUGACUCUCUUCUGCUAAAGAUUUGUUGAAAACAAAAUGAGUUACACAAGAACACAGUUUUCCUUUCUUAAAGCCUCCAUUCAGUUCUGACUGGCUUACACAGAGGUACACAUUGUAUUGCAUUCAUAUUUAUGUUAUAGUCUACUUUCUUUUACCUUGAGGGAAAAAAUCCUUAUCAAAGUUUUGUUGAAUUGGAUUUCAGGGAAACACUUCUCUCAUUAAUACAAUUGAGCAGGCUUUGGACCAUGAUCUGAUUAGAAAUCUAGAUGAACUUCAGCAUGGGCUUCUUAUAUGACCAACUCUCCUACUCUGAUUGUAAUGAUAGGCCUUCCUGCAAGAGGAAAGACCUAUGUUUCCAAGAAAUUAACUCGCUACCUCAACUGGAUUGGAGUGCCUACAAAAGUAUUUAAUUUAGGUGUCUAUCGUCGUGAAGCUGUAAAAUCAUACAAAUCAUAUGAUUUCUUCAGGCAUGAUAAUGAAGAAGCCAUGAGGAUUCGAAAACAAUGUGCCUUGGUGGCUCUUGAAGAUGUGAAAGUUUAUCUCAUGGAGGAGUCUGGCCAGAUUGCGGUCUUUGAUGCAACCAACACAACACGAGAGAGACGGGACAUGAUCUUAAAUUUUGCAAAAGAAAAUUCCUUUAAGGUAUUUUUUGUGGAGUCUGUAUGUGAUGAUCCAGAAGUCAUUGCAGCCAAUAUAUUGGAAGUGAAAGUCUCCAGUCCUGACUACCCCGAGAGAAACCGAGAGAAUGUAAUGGAUGAUUUCCUGAAGCGAAUAGAGUGCUAUAAAGUCACUUAUCAGCCUCUUGAUCCAGUUAAUUAUGACAAAGACCGUUCUUUCAUUAAAGUGAUCAAUGUAGGGCAACGCUUUCUUGUCAACCGUGUCCAGGAUUACAUCCAAAGUAAAAUCGUCUAUUACCUCAUGAAUAUUCAUGUCCAGCCACGCACCAUCUAUCUUUGUAGACAUGGUGAGAGUGAGUGCAACCUUGUUCGUAAGAUUGGUGGGGAUUCAGGCCUGUCAACACGUGGGAAGCAGUUUGCACAAGCACUGAAAAAGUUCAUCAGAGAGCAGGAGAUUGUGGAUCUGAAAGUUUGGACUAGCCAAUUGAAGAGAACAAUCCAGACAGCAGAGGCCUUGGGGGUACCAUAUGAACAAUGGAAGAUAUUGAACGAGAUUGAUGCUGGAGUAUGUGAAGAAAUGACCUAUGAAGAAAUUCAGAAGAAAUAUCCAGAAGAAUUUGCACUUCGGGAUCAAGAUAAAUAUCUUUAUCGCUACCCUGGAGGAGAAUCUUAUCAAGACUUAGUCCAGCGCUUGGAGCCUGUGAUUAUGGAGCUUGAACGACAGGGCAACAUCCUUGUUAUUUCUCACCAGGCAGUUAUGAGAUGCUUACUGGCCUAUUUCCUUGAUAAGAGUGCAGAUGAGCUACCCUACCUGAAGUGCCCUCUUCAUACCAUCUUGAAACUCACACCAGUUGCAUAUGGGUGCAAAUUGGAAAUGAUUUCCCUGAAUGUUGAAGCUGUGGACACGCACAGAGACAAGCCAUCCACAAUAAACAACCUUCCAAAGAGCCAAACCCCUGUAAGGAUGAGAAGGAACAGCUUUACACCACUAGCCAGUCCGGACACAGUAAAACGGCCUCGCAAUUACAGUGUUGGGAGCAAGCCUCUCAGUCCAGCAGGGUCUCUGUUGUUCCUGGAGGCUCAGGAUGGGGCUGAUCAACAGAAGCCGCAAGACAGUGUUCAGGUGCAUCAAGUGGGAAGUGCUUCCCUGGAGAAAUCAGACGCAAUCAGCCGUGAGCCCCUGGUGUCUGUCUCUCCACCAAGUGAGAUUGACCCAUGAAAGAAGCAUUUGCUACAAACCUGUGUGCAGAAGGGCCAGUCUGUUACAUAUCCUUCCUCCCGUGUUGUUUUGCAGCUAUGCUGGCCUGCACUCCCAUCUGCUGUGUUAUUUGAGCAAAUGUGACUGGUAAAUCUUUCGAUACCAGCUUUUUCCAUUUUAUGUGUGAACCUGACCUGUAUUAAUAUUUAUUAAUCUGCCAUUUUAAAAAUGCAAUUCCAUGCUAGCUGUUGCUGAUGAAGUAGGGUGUGUGCGUGUGUGAGUGUCUGUGAAAAUUUAUAUGUGAAAUUUCCCCCCAUAUAUGCUGAUGUUGGUGACAACUCCCUUGAAACACCUGUAGGAGCUUAUUAAUGGAAUGCAGCUUUCCUAGAAACUGUAAUCCAUGUAUAGUCACUUGUUGCUUGUGAGUGUGAUUUGAUAACCUUGCAAUAGAAAAUAUUUGAUAUGCAUUUGCUUUUUGUUAGGAAACGAAUGCAAGGAAAUUUGACUCAAGUGUCUAGGAUGUAGUUUGGAUACUUGGCACUACUGCCAUGUUUUGCCUUAAUGGAAACAUUCUCAAAAGAAUGUAAAUAUGAUUUGUGUAGAUAAUAUACUUUCUUAUUAGCCUACAAUGCUUCCAUUUUUUGUUGGUUGUCCUGAGAGUGUUUGUAUGUGUGUCUCAAGCGUUACUGCUUAAAUUGCUAUAAUUGCCAUCUUGUUUUGUUUUCAAAUCCUGACAAAUGGUAACGUUGUGAGCCUGCACUCACCUCCCCACUCAAGUCAAGCUGAUCUGGUUUGCUGUGAAAUGAGACAGGUAAAUACAACCAGGUUUAGGUGAAGGACUGCACAGGUAAAAUGGCACAAAUUCACCGUUAAAAAAUAUAUUUCUAUACUGCCCAAAAGCUGAAGCAUUCUCUAUGUUAUUAAAGUUCUCUAAUCAGAAUGCGUCAAUGACAUAGUGAUACAUACGAAUAAAAGAGAAUUUUUGUUCUCUUUUCACAAGUGCUCACUGUUAAAUGAGGUGAGCAAAAAUGCACGAAUUUGAGCUCUUGUAAGACAGAGGUUAUACUGAACUAACCAGUACUAUAUUAACACAGGCAUUUAUAUGAUUUGAUUUCUACCACCCUUUAACAACUUUUGACUAUGUGACUAAAAGGGAGCUGUUCAGGCUUACUGGAGGGGUGGUCAGUACCCUGACCCUUUAUUUAAUUUGCUUUGCUGUCAAACCAUCCCGAGACUUUGGUGGUGGACAGUGUUUGAAUGAAUAAUUAAUUAGUUUUACUUCUUCAGAAUUAAAAGAAUAUGAAGCCUUUUUAUCUCACUCAGGCAGGAGGACUUCACAAGCUUCCUCUAUAUAAUUCUGGUAUUUUUCCCACUUCUCCAUUCUUGAUCACUUCAACCUGAUAGUAUGCAUUUCUAGGCUAAAACCUGGUUGUAUAGAUAUGAUUUUGUCAGGUACACAUUUCAGCACUUUGAGAAAGGCAACGCCAGUCCUGAAACUGCUACAGAAAGAAAAGAUUGCUAUCUUGGACACUAUUUGCAGGAAAUAGUACUUUGUCAGAUAAACCUUCAGGAUGAAUGUAUAUUUCUCUGCAUACUGUAGAGCAGAUGCCUACAACAUCCUCCUUUAGUUUUUGUGGACCUACACAAAGUUCAAUUGCUCUUUGACAAGGCUACAUUUAGCCUAAGGAUAGAAAGUGGAAGUUGAGAUAUGAGUUACCUUUAUGAAUAAACAUGCUAUUAAUUAUGGGACUACCACUGCAUUACAAAUUAAAAUACUAGACUGUAUUCUGAAGUCUAACAUAGCUAGUUUUGUUCUUAGGAAUGAAAGUCAAUAGCUUCAUCCUUUUUAAUUGACUAUUGAACAAUUAAGGGCAGUAACAGCCAAAUCUUGUGGCCUCCAGAUGGUUAUAGGAGUUUUUUGAUUUCCAGCUACAACCUCAUAACUGGCAAGCCCUUUCUAUCUUCCACUUAGAACCAGAAAAUCUACCUCAGAGAAAGGCUUUUGGGGCAUUUGCGGUGCAGGCAGGGUAGGGAAGAGAUGGGUACCACCAUGAUAUCAUUUAUCCUGACAGUGCCUGGGCUUCCUUCCUUCCCACUCCAAAGUGCGACACUAGGGUGACCACUGGCUCUUUGUCCCUCCCAUUCAGACCUGUAAUCCUCUGAGUUCAGAUGGUUAAUGGGCACCUCCACAGAACUGGGACGUAAGGGAAUGAAGAGAUCUCUUUUAUAACACUUGUCAACAUCUGCCAUUUUUGUAGUGUCCAAGGUUAAAUCACUAUUGUCUGUCACUGAGUGGCCUUAUUCCAUUCCUUUUAUUUGUAGCACAUUAUACAAAGCUAUUUUUCCAUGUAAAAUUAGGGGUGGAAAGGGAAAGAGAUGUUUUUACACACACACACACCCCUACCUUUUUUAAUGCAUUCUGCAGUGUUUGUGAAAGGAAUUCUACCUAUUUUCAGCUGUAGCAAAAAUAUAGUAAAAGCUUGUUUCCUUUAGAGGUCCUGUUCUCUCUUUUGAAGUCUGCCAUUAUAUUGUGGGCUCUCCUACAAUGUUAUGAUUCUUCUUUGAACAAUUAUGAGAAGUAUGAACUCAGGAGCAUGAUGUAACCCUUGAAAGAAUCAACUGAACUUUUAAAAAUGAUAUCUUUUAAUUUGUCAGUUUGCAAAAAGCAUUUGUGUGGAAGAACUGCCUUUUUCUUGGGAUGAACAAUUGUAUUUCAACGUAGAGAGUGGUUUGCCUUGUUGCCUUUGGCUGCCAAAUGAUAAACUUGAAAUAAUAAUGAAAUUAUAGCAAGUACAUUAAAUAUUUAUUUGUGCAACUAAAAGCAGUGUGACUGUUUUACAAAAGCUGUAAUAACGCACAAGCUUAAAUCAUGAUCUCUUGUAUUGCACAUGUAAAUAAAAAUAUUUUGCACUUAGUCAAAAUGUAUAUGAAAACAAUAUAUCAGAGGUCUUUUGAGGCUUCUUAACCCUCUACAAUUAAUUCAUUUUGCCAUCUCUUUUUUUUUUAUAAACCACAAACAUUUUUCAGGUGUUGAAACAAAGAUGCAGGGCUCCCUUUGCUUUAUUAGGCCACCCACUGAUUUUUGUGGCAACUAGGGCCACAUCCAACAUCAUGCAAGUAGACUUCUGCUUUUGCCUUCCCUUUCUCCUAUUCCAAUUUGGCUACAUUUGAUAUUGCUUCUGAAAUGGGAACUGUGGCUAGUUUUAACUACAGACUGUAACUUACAAUUCAAAGUUGGUUUGUUCAGACAAAUCAUAGUUAAACAGUCCUAGUUCAGACAUAACAGCAAACCAUGCUGUGUUAAAAAAAAAAAGCAAAAACUUCCUAUUUUCUUAGCUGCAGAAUGAGAAGGGGGUGUAUGACCCUCGGAUUUAUGUGUUAUACUAGAACACGGAUGUUUCUGUUAAAAAUUGUGUUUUUUGAAUAUAUAUUUCAAAUCACUUGCAUCAAGACACCAGGAUCCCAAAGCUGCAAAAAUGAAAACAUAUUAGCACAGAGAUAUAUAGAAUAAUGAAGGGUCUAGACUGAAAAAGAUGAAUGUAUGGAGUAGCAAAGCUAGACCUGAUGAUUUUAACAAGCACGUGUAUAUAGGCAGAUGGACCACAUGAGAACCACAUGAUAGUUCUCACCCAUCUUCUAUUUCAGAAGUUAGCUUAGCUUAUGGAGGUAAAUUAUGCAGGUUGAGAAGUGGUUCUUCAGAAAAUAUUUUUUUAAUCAAAGUCUUGUAUAUCUAUCUCAUCAUGGGUAUGUGAUUUAAUUUGUGGAUCUAUAUGUGCAAUUCAUGAAUGUGUACUCCUUCUAAAAAGCACCAGAUUGUUGUGUUACUUGCUGUACAGAAAGAAAGAUAAAGCCAGCAGUUUUUUCACAUUGCCAGAAUUUGGUAGCCUGAAUAUCAAUAUUGUGAUGACCUGUCUUAAAUGUCUUUGAACGACGAAUUUCCUUGUGAACCAAGUGAAUAAAAUUAUUCUGCAAACGUAAACCACCAAGCUGCACUGUUUUUCUUACCAUCAUUUAUUCCCAGUGUCCUUUUGAAAAUGAGUAACCAUUGUAAAGCAGAAGAUAAAAUGGCACUUUUUAAUGUGUGUACAGUUCAUUCUCUGAUAAGGACAACUAAAUGUUUCAUAUUGUGGCUGGAUUCAUUAACUGUGAUGUUUGUUCUGCAUGUGCUUGUAGUACCUGUAUAAUGUAACAAAUAUUUCUGCAGUUACUGUUUUAUACGAACUACCUGGUUUUAUUUGUCUGAGCCAUAGUUUCUCCUAGCACUGGGCAUGUCUUUGCUCAUUUGAAUGAAGUAUAUGAACUAGAGAAAGGUACCAGAGAAACACUGUAAAGAGAUAGUCUGUUUAUUAAAAUGCAAAUAAUAAAGAUACAAAUAAUUUUUGAAGUGUCAGGGCCUGAACUUCAAAAACAGGUUUAAGGAGCUACUAGAACUGGCAUUGCUGUAUUUGUUUCCUUUAUCAAUCUCAGUUUUUCCAAUUUGUGCCAGCUGCAAGAUGAUUAAGGUUACAUUUAUAAGCCAGAGGGAGUUAAUUUAAUUAAUGUUCAGGGUUUCUGCCUUAUUGUGAUUUGCAAUAUGUAAACUUCAAAGUACAAAAUAAACAACUAUGAUAACCAA